AUGGAGUCCGCAAUUCGCUGGUCGCCGAGCUCGUCCGCUGCGGAGCAGCGGUACCUCUCCGUGGACGUGACCGGCAAGUCAUUUCGUCUUUGCAGGGUAACUGGAUUCGAUGGCUGGAAUGUGCGCCAUGAUGUACUCUCUACUCUGACCAACGUUCCUCCUUUCCGCGCUUUCGAUUGGUCCACCUCCAACGAGAACCUCAUCGCUGUCGGCCAGUCGUCUGGCGAAGCUACGAUCUUGCGACUCGAUGCCGACCCCAAAGAAUCACUAUCUUUUCCGGUUCGCAAUCAGCGAUACUGUAAUGCUGUGGCCUUUAGCACACAUGGUCUGGUGGCUUCUGGUCUUGAUCGUGUUCGAAAUGACUUCUGUUUGAACAUCUGGGAUGUGAACCAGCGACUGGGUCCUUCUGGUGGUACCAGGGGUUUCCCUGAACCUCUGAGGAAACUGGCCAGCUCGGAACCCAUUACCAGUAUCAAGUUCUUCCGAGAUCAACCGGAUACGGUAGUGACUGGAGUGAAAGGCCAAUUCGUCCGGAUCUAUGAUCUUCGAGAGGGGCCCGGUAAUCCAUCUCUACAGUUCCCUACUCGAUGUGUUCACAACCUAGCGAUCGAUUGGCUGGACGAGAACUACAUCGCGUCAUGCACAACUGCAAAUGAGAGCACCAUAAGUGUGUGGGAUCGGCGCGUAGGAACUAGGCUCACCUCAACAUCUGUGGUAUCAUCAACAAGCAGUCCCGACUCCAACCAGGCGGCAGCCGCUCUGCAAUUGAAGGACGUGUUCAACUCCAAAACGUCCAUCUGGAGUGUACGCUUCUCCAAAACCAACCGAGGCUGCCUGGGCGCGCUCUCUAAUACCGGCCACUUCAAAACAUUUGAUAUCGCAAAGGAUCAUCUGUCUGAAGAAUUCCGUUCAUCAAUUGACGAGACUCUCGGUCAGGGCACUUUCAAGAACUACCCAGAGCCCAUUUACACAAAAUACGUCCGGGACGUGUGUGUGCCCUUCGAUCAUCCAACUCGAGGUUGUCAAGAGAAAGACAGGGUAGUGUCUUUUGAUUUCUUGAAUUUCCGGUUCACCUCACAAGCCAACGCAAUCGCACUGGAUGGCCAUGGACAGCCUCAUAUCGUCACCGGUCGCCCACCAUGUCCGCCCGUCUCUCUAUCCUCCCAGGGCGUCUUGGCUUGUGGUCUUUCGAACGGAAAUGAACGUUCCGAGUUCCGAACUAUCCAUCCUCUCUCUGAGAAAAUAUCUCCUAUUGCCGAACUCGUUGAAAAUAUCAGGACUCGUGCUCUAUCAAGCUCACCGAGAGAACAGGGAAAGGGGCUCUCUCUAGGUACAAUGGGAGCACUUUUGACCGCGAAGGAGGCCUUAACUUUGUCCACAGUCAACCAGUAUCGGGCUAAGGAGGGAUAUCUCUUUGACGAAGCACGAAACCAAAAGAUUGUGAAAGACGAUCCUGCCCUGCAGGAUUUUUGGGCAUGGGUUGAACGCGCCCGAAACGAUUCUGCUGGAUCAUCCAUGGUCGUACAUGGAGUAGACAUGAACUAUGUGGGCGUGAGCAACGUCUGGACCAAUGACCUAGGUUUGUCUCCCUUGCAAUUAGCGAUUUCGACCGAUUUAUCUGACAUUGGAGAAGGCGAAGGCUUUGAACGGCGCCGUGUUGGCUCGACUUCUGUCGAUCCAAAGCAAAUUAUCAAGCAUCUAGUCGAUCUGUUGAAUCUCCCAGAGGUCAAAGUAUGCGAUACGAAAUUCCCCGAACACCGUCGCCUCUGCUUGCGUCUUUGUGGAGCGGCUCAAUCCCAUAAGGAACUUGAGGAGUCUGUCCGGAACCUCUCGUCAGAAAACCAGCAUACUAAAGCUGCUGCACUGGCUAUCUUUCAAGACGAACCAAAACUGGCAUAUAUGGGCCUUCGAAGCAAUGAGCCUACCCAGGCUCAUAAGCUGUUGGCCAUGGCCAUUGCCGGUGCCGCAGGUGCUACGAAAGGCGAAAACAGUACCGAUUGGGAAGAAACGUGCGCCGAGAUUUCUAAAGAACUAACCGAUCCAUACUCGCGCGCAAUCCUUGCCCUCGUGAGCAAGGGUGACUGGCACGCCGUGAUUAAAGAGGACACUUUACCCCUGAAGUAUCGGGUCGAAGUUGCUCUUCGCUGGCUACCUGAUGAUGAAUUGACAAUCUAUGUGAAAGAGGCCACCGCGGAAGCAAUCAAGCAAGGUGACAUCGAAGGUAUCAUUCUCACAGGCUUGGGCCACUUGGCCAUUGGCCUGUUCCAAUCUUACAUCGAAAAGUUCAAUGAUGUCCAAACUCCAACCUUGGCCAUGAGCCAUACGGUUCCCCGGCUUAUUAGCCAUGAACCAUAUGUCGCCAAAUUUGAAGCAUGGCGCGAGACCUAUCGACGAUCGAUGAAUUCCUGGAAGCUCCAGCUGGAACGUGCCCGCUUCGAUGUCAACUCUCGGCGCUUCGCAGUCACUGUGGAUGGGCGCAAACUUGUCGCUCCACCGCCGCAGCAGGUCAGUCUAACCUGUAACUACUGCACCCGACCUCUCACCCAGCACGAUUCCUCCUCUCAAAUUUCUCCCUCGACCAGCGGUGAGACUGUCCAUCCCACUGUCGGCCACCCGCUCGGCCCCGGCGCCUUGUCUGGAACCGUCUGCCCUCGCUGUGGCCGCCACAUGCCACGUUGCGGCGUUUGCAACCUCUGGCUCGGCUCGCCCGAUCCAAAUUCGCGAGCUGGCAUUGCCGCUGAUGCGGAAGCUGGCUCUCGCAAGCCCACCCGGACCGAAGUGAUGCGGCGAUUCGUUGUCUUUUGCAUCAACUGUAACCACGGAUACCAUGCGGACCAUGCACACGAAUGGUUUGCCCGGCACCGAAUCUGCCCUGUCGCAGAGUGCAAUUGUAUCUGCGAUCGUUGA
Messenger RNA from Penicillium argentinense, 2907 nucleotides. RefSeq lists its product as uncharacterized. Gene Ontology annotation, cellular component: cytoplasm. Gene Ontology annotation, molecular function: protein binding. Gene Ontology annotation, biological process: positive regulation of TORC1 signaling. The transcript is spliced from 4 exons. Bases 1 to 2907 code for a protein of 968 amino acids. NCBI's taxonomy places the organism in Eukaryota, Fungi, Ascomycota, Eurotiomycetes, Eurotiales, Aspergillaceae. The record is from RefSeq and is a predicted model, not a curated record.